UAAAUACACAAUCAACCUCUUCUCUUGCUUAGCUACGAAAUUAAUCUCUUUCACUCAGCGCAGGAUAAUGGCGGAAUCACCGUCGCAGAGUGGUGCGCAGCUUGUUGCUCAUCAAGCUGAAUCGGAUCUAGCUUCUCUCGUAUUCGAAAUGUCGCAGCAGGUUCAGGUGGGGAUGGAUAAUAUGCUCAAGUUCGUCAAUGAGAUCGAUGGGAACUCUGUGGGAAUCAAGGAAGAGAUUGAUAGAUCGAAGGAGUUUGCAAUGGAGAAGAAGAGGGUGCUCGAGGAAGAGAAAGAACAGUUUCAGAAAGCUGCUUACACUAUUCUAGACAUGCUCAGCAACCGAGUCUAAGACGGUGCGGUACUCAUAUAUACUCUUUUUUAUCUUGUCAUGAAAUUGCUCACUUCAGUAAAGCUUUUAUCAAAGAAGAGACUCAAUGGCUUGGUAUUGUAUUUAGCUUUACAUUGCUACUACAAGUGGGUGAUAUUCAGUAGGAUGACUUCAUCAUACACACACCAUAUGGUCAAGUGAAAAUUUCGUUAAAAAGAACAAUAGCAAAUGUACAAGGAUUUUGCUCAACAUGUGGUAUCUAAUUCAAACUACGUUUUGAGAUUAA
Brassica oleracea var. oleracea is the source of this 614-nucleotide messenger RNA. RefSeq lists its product as uncharacterized. Bases 68 to 349 code for a protein of 93 amino acids. The record is from RefSeq and is a predicted model, not a curated record. The transcript has 3 exons. NCBI's taxonomy places the organism in Eukaryota, Viridiplantae, Streptophyta, Magnoliopsida, Brassicales, Brassicaceae.